UCUCUCGUGCUGACCUUCUCUUUCUUUAAUCUUCAUCUCUCUUAUCCAAUUUUCCUGUGAUUUGUUGUGUUGAAUGAUGAUUCCAGUUCGUGCUUUUUUCUCGUGCUAUUUACCUUAACCUGUGCGUGUAUCCUGUAUAUUAUAAUUAAUCACAUUUACUUAAUGCUAGUGAACCAUACAUUUUGUACAUCUAAUUACUCUGUUAACCGGUGAAAAACCACUAAAAAAGGGAGAGAGAAAAUCCAGUUACUUGGUCAAAUCAAUUCAAAUUAGAAGUUUUUAUUUGAUAUUAUCUCCCUCUUUUUCACUCACUAUCUCUCUCUCUUCAUCUUCAUCUUUCGCUUUCUUUCUUACUUUUUUCUCUCUCUUUCGAUACCUUUCUCUGUCUUCAAUUCGACACCUUUCUAUCAUCUUAUUUUUUUUCAUUCUUCACACACACACUUUACUCUCUUUCCUCUUUCUCUCGCUCUCAUAUAUACAUACAGUCAACUUUCCCUUUCCUUUCUCUCUUUUCUCCUCUCUUUCAUCCACACUUUUCCCCUUCCCUGUUUUGUAGUUGUAAUGAAUUGUAACUGCAAUUGUAUUUUCAAAUUGUACCAACCUUGUCCAAAUGGUGUAUGUUUCUCUCUUCCAACAGAUCAAAAUAUGAACGUGAUUAGAAAAUAUGGUGGUACCCCUUGGAGACGCAAUGAUAGACUAUACUCACCUGGGGUAAUCGGAUUACACGAAGAAAUUCUUGAUUUUUAUGAAUAUAUGUCACCAACCAUGGAAGAACACUGUAUGAGGUGUCAAGUGGUUGAAUCAAUUAAAAAAGUAAUCAAAAAGUUGUGGCCUGCGGCUAAAGUUGAUGUGUUUGGUUCCUUUAAGACUGGCCUUUAUUUGCCUACCAGUGACAUUGAUCUAGUGGUUAUCGGUGAUUGGCCGACAUUACCUUUGCAUACUUUAGAAAAAGCUCUCCUCGAUGCUGGUCUUGUGGAAUCUGAUUCAAUCAAGGUGUUGGACAAAGCAUCAGUGCCAAUUAUAAAACUCGUCGAUAAAAAUACACAAAUUCAGGUCGACAUUAGCUUUAAUACUCUAAAUGGAAUUGAGAGUGCCAAAUUAAUUAAGAAAUUUAAAUUAGAUUUUCCUCAUUUGGCCAAACUAUUUUUGGUUGUGAAACAGUUUCUUGUACAAAGAGACCUUAAUGAAGUGUUUAAAGGUGGUAUCUCAUCUUAUUCCUUGAUCUUAAUGGUUGUCAGCUUUCUGCAACUCCAUCCUCGCCAAGAUGCUGUCUCACCGACAUCCAACUUGGGUGUACUUUUAUUGGAAUUUUUCGAAUUUUAUGGUCUACUAUUUAAUUAUAAAGCUGUUGGUAUAAGAAUAAAAGAUGGUGGAUCAUAUGUUCCAAAAUCAGAAAUUCAACAGCAAAUGCUAGAAACGGGAUGUCGACCUUCUUUUUUGUGUAUCGAAGAUCCCCUUGACUCAACAAAUGACAUCGGUCGAAGCUCAUAUGGUGCAGUUCAUGUACAAGAAGCCUUUGAAUACGCCUACCUCAGCCUGAAUAAAGCAUGUGGUCCAACAAGCUCUAUAGUAGAUCAGACCAAAAGUUUAUUAGGGCGAAUAAUACGAGUCUCGGACGAAGUGGUCGAAAUGAGGCUCAGAGUCAAAGAAAAAUUUCCAUCGCCUCCCACUCCUCUCUCACUUCACCAUCACAAUAUAAAUCACAACCACCACCAUAACCACCAUCACCACCACCACCUUCCUCACUUAAAAAAACCUUUACCUAAAAAUUAUGGACCUUUUUGUGAAAAUUUCAACGAUAGUGCGAUAUCAUUAGCAGAAUCAUACGACGAAGAUGGUAUCACCAGUUCGUCAGCUUCUUCAAUUGCAUCAAGUGAAAAUUUUAUAAACAGCUCAAUUAAAACAAUAAAGUCAAUCAAAGCAUAUAACUCAAGUCAUCAGGGUCACCGUGAAGUGUCAUCGCAUGCUAACUCCAUUCCACCGAAAUCAAAUCACCUUGGAAACCCUUGCAAUCAAAAUUGGAGGCAUCCCGGUAGUUUUCCGUAUCAACCCCGGUACCGAGCAAAUUCUGGUAAAAGGAAAAAAAUGCAUCCAUCAACUGCUGCAUUGAUAUCACCCAGUAGUGCAAGAGAUUCUUAGCCUCGAAUCAACUCGUUAAUGAAGAUAUUAACUCACACAAGCCAAGUAAAAAGUGAUCCAUUGCGAGAUAUAACAACAAAAAAAUGAAGAGAAUCUCUUUGUAAACAAAAACAUUUCUCUCACUCUCUCUCCGGCUUUAUUUAUCUCCUUUUCUUCUUCAUUUUCCCUUUUUUCAAUUACACUCACAAUCUUUGUCUCUUUCUAUUACUACUAUUUUUUCUUAUUCAAAGGGAAAAGUAUAAAAAAUCAACAAAAAACACCAAAAAAAAAUUAUAAAGAAGAAAAGGGGAAAAUUUUUCCAAGUCAAAGUUAAACCAGAAAACAAAUUAACAAUAAAAGGCUCUUGCCAAUCAUUUUUGUCACAAUAAUAAUAAUAAUAACUAGUAUAACUGCCAAUUAAUUGAAAAAAAUGAUAACAAUUAACCACAAAAACGCAAUGCAAUGUGUAGAUGUGUUAAUAUUUGUUACUAAAUAUUGAUAUCCAAUAACAGUUAUUCUAUGUGCAA
Tetranychus urticae (two-spotted spider mite) is the source of this 2645-nucleotide messenger RNA. RefSeq names its product terminal nucleotidyltransferase 4B. Gene Ontology annotation, cellular component: nucleolus; TRAMP complex. The record is from RefSeq and is a predicted model, not a curated record. Gene Ontology annotation, molecular function: mRNA binding; poly(A) RNA polymerase activity. Gene Ontology annotation, biological process: polyadenylation-dependent ncRNA catabolic process; RNA 3'-end processing. Lineage: Eukaryota; Metazoa; Arthropoda; Arachnida; Trombidiformes; Tetranychidae.